Messenger RNA from Symbiodinium sp. CCMP2456, 3465 nucleotides. Lineage: Eukaryota; Dinophyceae; Suessiales; Symbiodiniaceae. The record is from the annotation of a GenBank genome assembly.
AUGGUCGCCAUGGCGCUUGGCGAAGUGCGGGGGGGUCCGGGGCCCCGACCGGCCGACCGGGCCCUGGCCAAGACGUGGAACCGCUGCCCAGAGGACGCGGCGGAAGCGGCGGGCCUGGCUUGGGUUGGCAUCAACGGCGGCUUCGACGAAGACUACGUGGACAGCCAGGGGCGGCUCUGGCAUCACACGCAUGAGGCCUGGACUCCGACGAACUGGGGCGGCUGGAUGGGCUCGGAGCCAAGAGACUACUCCAACUCCUGGGGCUCGCCGCGGAUGAAGUGCAAGACUUGGCCAGCAGACUACGACCAGGACUAUGAGGCCCUCUUGCACCACUACAGCAUCGAGCACGGCACCAAUCAAACCUUCCGCGUGUACAACUUCUGCGAGAAGCAGUGGCAUGGCGGCGGCAAGAUGGACAUCGUGAUCAACGGGAAGGUCGUGAAGAAGGACUACAUCACCAAGUGCCACCACACACGCACCGACAUCUACCACUUCAAGUGUAUCCCGACCCUGGCCGGCGUGAUCGAAGUGAGCAUUCAAGGAGAUCCGGAAGUGAAAGGAGGACAGGCGAGGUUCUCGACCCUGGAGUUUGAGAAAUCCUCGGAGGCCUGCGGCGGCGCCUGCGAGUCCGUGGCGUCCUGUGGCAAGGGCUUCUGCAGCUCGACGACCUUCUACGACUACUCCUCGAGGUGCGACUUCGGCAGCGAGGGGAUGGUGAACGAGUUCGACUUGGAGGAAGCUCUGGAGGCGGCAGCUUCCUGCAAGUGCGAUGCGGAUGUCCAGGGAGAAGCCUGUGAGCUGGGCGCCUGCGCGGCCGUUUCUUGCAACGAGCCCUUCGGUGGCUUCUGCCUGGAGGGCAAGUGCCAGUGCAUCGACGGCCACACCGGAGAGAACUGCGAGGUGGCACCGGACAUCGACCGUUUCGGCUGCUACGCUCAGCACGAGGAGGUCUCGGAGUUCCUGACGGUGUCCACGGUGUGCCUUCCGGAGCUGAUCGCAGGUCCAGCCAGGCACGGGCACAUCUUCCGCGGACCUUCCCCGAUGAAUGCCGUGGCCGAUAAGACCCAGCCCAACAUCUACUUCUCCUGGACGGCCGAUUUGGACUACGGCAAAGCUGCCUCUGCUGGAGAUGAGGGUCGGGUCUAUGUCAGCAAGUUAAGAUUGCCCUCACAGAAGGGUCAGCCGGUGCUUCUGGCGGAGAGCGAGGCCUUCGAUGGAUUUGCUCGGGCCGGCGGCAUCGAUAUGACGGAGGACGGGCAAGUGGGAACGCUCUGCGCCAAGUACUGGCAUCCGUGGGUCGAAAACACGGGGAAGGGCGUCCACAACGCUGCCAUGGUCCUGGCAGUCUGUGAGCUCAACACCACAAGCAUGACAAAGAAGAAGCCUUGGCAGAUAGGCAAGCAAUACCAAGCAGAGGAGACCGCGCCCAACACCGGGAUCUGGGGCAGUUUGCCCUUGUCUGCCUGGUUUGCUCAGCGUUCGGCCGGUUACGGCUACCUGGUCUACUCUCCGGCGCACCGGUCAUGGACUGCGUGGUACGGGGCCACCGUGGGGUCUCACACGGGUUUCGCCAUGCAUACGUACCACCGGGAUGCACCGGCGAUCAGCGCGGAGGACUAUGAGAAGUACACUUAUCCGGUGCCUCGAGAUCAGCUGGAGCUUCGCUCUGAGGCAUCCGGGCCUUGGCGAGACCACCACCGAACAGGCACCGGCGACCACCAAGCAUCGGCGGCCCUGUCCUACCAUCCGAAAUUGCAGGACAUAGGCCUGCAGAAGCACACGCACGGUGCCGUGUACAUGCAGCAGUAUGGCCUGAGUGCCACGGAGGGCGCCUUUGCUCCGCCGGGGCACAAGACUGGAAGGCUAGAGCUGUCUGUGGGCAACGACACCGGGCUGCAGGCCAACGCGCUGAGGCCUUGUGGCGAGGGCUGGCUGGUGGGGAUCAUCGCCGACAGCGGCAACGUCUGCGCGAAGGUGAGCCGUUUGGGAGAGAUCUUGCUUUGGAAGGUGAUCGAGGCCUCUGUUGGCAAGAUGCCCUGCGGCAGCAGCGGCAAGAACUGCGGGGACCAGGCCCCUGGCCGCAUGCUGCGCCUCGCCCACCUGGGAGUCGACAGCGACAGCUCGAACUGCGGCCCGGAGCAGCGCUUUCUGAUGGGUUUCGAGAAGCUGGACAAGUCUCGGUGGCUGGUGGAGCUGGAUGGCGACUGCAACGAAGUGUCCGAGCGGAGCGACGUCACACAGCACACCCACUGGCCACUCUAUCAGGACUGGACCACCACGGCCGAAGGUGCCGUCGCGUGGGUGACGAGCUGGCACAUCGACAGGGAGGGGCGAUGGGGCCCUGCAGGCAGCCCCAAUGGCGUGUGGCCUUACGAUCCGAAGCCCAUGAAUGAGGAUGCGCACGAGGAGUCCCCGGAGACGCCCCUCUUCGGGCCAACCCCCGAUGCGACGAACGCUGCCAAAAUCACGGUGUAUUAUCCAAGAAGCAUGGCUACCAAGUCCAGCACCACCAGCACGGCAAUGACCACCACAGUCUCGGCGAGCACCUCGAGCUCCAGCACCGGCGACGGCUUCGAGGAAGUGGACGGUUUGGGCCGUGCCUGCCGGGGCGCACACGAGAACGACAACAGUGGAAGCCACUACCAAGUCGUCGCUUCCGGCUCCGGGUCCCUGGAGGCCUGCAAACAGGCCUGCCUGCUGGAGCCUCUCUGCAGCGGCCUGGAGUUCUCCAGCGGGCGCUGCGAAGUUUGGACGCGGCCGGGUGGCAUCCGCGCCACGAAAGCCCUGGACAACUUCCGCUGCCUACGCUACGAGCCACCUGGAGCCAGCUCUUUCCAACCGAUGGAUGGCGGUCUUGGACGCACCUGCAGAGGGGCAAAUGCCAAUGACAACUCCCCCAGCUACUACAGCAUUCACGAAAACGUUGACAGCCUCUUCGAGUGCAAGGCCUUGUGCUUGAAGAAUGCAGAGUGCAAGGGGAUCGAGUACGGCUUCCUGCUGCGCCGAUGCGAGGUUUGGACCCGAGCAGUCCAAGCCACAGAGAGCGUCGAAGGCUUCGCUUGCUGGGCGCGGGACACAGGCUUCCAGUUCGUCAAUGGGGGUGACCAGGCUUGUCGAGGCGCUCACAGCAAGGACAACUCUGCGAACUACUACACAGUGGUUCGGGAGCAAAGCUUGGACGCUUGCAAGUUGGCAUGCACUGGACGUACCGACUGCGUGGGAAUCGAGUACUCCGCCGGUCGUUGCGAAGUGUGGACACGACCAGAAGGCAUUCAGGCGACCUUCCCGCUCAAAGGCUUUUCGUGUUUGCGAUACCAGCCUUCUGCUUCCACAGCCACUGCUCUGGUGCAGAAGAAGUCUCGCUCUCGCUCUCGCCACUUUCUUGGCCCUGCCUUCCUGCAGACAGGCUACCAGCCAUCCGUGACAGAGUUCACGGAGACGGAGGGCGCAGCUACAGAGCUCUGA